CGAAAUGUCCCCUAUCUAGCCACAAGAUGGCGGCAUUUCCACAUCCAAGCUCCAACCAGCGGCGUUGUGAUUGGCCGGUGGUGGGGUCCGUAGAUUCCGUCUCUCCAUGGUAACCACGUGUGACCAGACUUCCGCCCUCAGCAGCGGCUGCCGGGAGAAUGUUUACCGAACUGAACAGCCUGCUGGGAGCCAGCACCGAGAGCCUGGAGCGGGGAAAACUGAUAUUGAUCCGUGACUGUGAGAGUGAUGGGAGCUUUCUUGUGCAUCAUUUCCUGUCUUACUAUGUGAAAGCUGGCUGUAAGGUGUGUUUUCUGGGCCUCGUGCAAUCGUUCAGUCACUACAACGUCAUUGCUCAGAAGCUGGGGGUGAACCUUGUGUCUGCCAAGGAUGAUGGGCAGCUGAUAUUCCUGGAAGGUCUGCGAUCCUACACAGACCUACUCUUUGGGAAACAGGAGACUGAACAGGCAAACCCCCUGCGCUUCCUGCGGGCAGGAUCGGACCUCAAGCCACUGUAUGACUUUGUUUGUGCUUCAUUGGCGCCCUCAUCAGAUGAAUCCUGGAAAUGUCCAGUGCUGAUUAUCGAUGAUGUUAGUGUGCUGCUCAGUUUGGGGGUGACAGCUGUGCAAGUCUUGGACUUCAUGCAAUACUGUAGAGCCAGUGUGUGCUCUAAAUACAAGGGAAAUGUGCUGUGUCUGGUCCACAAUCACAGCGAGUGUGAGGAUGAGGAGAAUGAAUUGGUGACGAAGUCUUUAUGGCAUCAGAGCAGCCUUGUCCUACACACAGAGGGUCUCACAACCGGGUUCUGUAAAGAUGUGCAUGGCCAGCUUACUCUCACUUGGCGAGUGCCCACUGGAAGGAAGGGAGAGAAAGAGAAGUCUGAAGUUUACCAGUACAAAAUACACGAUAAAAACGUCACCUUUUUUGCACGAGGCUUGUCUGCGGCAGUUCUGUGAGGAGGAGAAACUGCUUUAUUCAAGGAAAUAGAAAUUAGAUUUUCAGAAAAAAUGGACUUACUGCAUAUACGGCCAAUGCUUUUCUGGAAUAACACCAAUUAAGUGGAUUGCCAAAACUGCACGGGGAGAUCUAUCCUGGACAUAUUCCCUGGCCAACGAUUCAGGAGCACUUCCAAUGCUUAACUCUUGGGAGCCCUUGCAGUAACAAUGAGACUUGUAUUCCUCACAUCGGAAAACUCUGCAUAUUAGGACUCUCAUUCUGUUAGCUCAGUGCAUUCUAUGUAUGGAGAUGUCUUGGACUCUGAUUGGUGAGAUACAUGCAGCUGUACUGGAAGGAGAUCUAGUAAUCAAUAGUCAUAGCAACCCUUACACUGCCAAUGUCAUGGGAUUAAACAUCAUGUCUCCUUUUAUACUGUGUAGUCUAGAUUCACUAAACAACGAAUUGAAA
Messenger RNA from Pelobates fuscus (common spadefoot toad), 1401 nucleotides. It is a transcript of the gene ELP6, whose product is annotated as elongator acetyltransferase complex subunit 6. Bases 159 to 953 code for a protein of 264 amino acids. Gene Ontology annotation, biological process: tRNA wobble uridine modification. The transcript has 7 exons. Gene Ontology annotation, cellular component: elongator holoenzyme complex. Lineage: Eukaryota; Metazoa; Chordata; Amphibia; Anura; Pelobatidae. The record is from RefSeq and is a predicted model, not a curated record.